This is a messenger RNA of Hyaloscypha bicolor E, 821 nucleotides long. RefSeq names its product allergen Asp F3. The transcript has 3 exons. Gene Ontology annotation, cellular component: cytoplasm; peroxisome; mitochondrion. Bases 107 to 610 code for a protein of 167 amino acids. Gene Ontology annotation, biological process: cell redox homeostasis; cellular response to oxidative stress; hydrogen peroxide catabolic process. The record is from RefSeq and is a predicted model, not a curated record. Gene Ontology annotation, molecular function: thioredoxin peroxidase activity. Lineage: Eukaryota; Fungi; Ascomycota; Leotiomycetes; Helotiales; Hyaloscyphaceae.
ACCUCACUUUCAACUUUCAGAUUUCAAUCUACUGCCUCAAGUCGCACAGCAACUCAAUUGACCUCAAGAACACCAAAAAGGAAGGUUAAGGGACAAAGAAAGCAAGAUGGCAUCACUCAAGGUCGGAGAUAGCUUGCCCAGCGACGUCGUCUUCAGCUACAUCCCGUACACGGAGGAGAGCUCUGAGAUCACGGCGUGCGGUAUCCCAAUUAAUUAUGAUGCUAGCAAAGAAUGGGCCAAGAAGAAAGUUGUCCUCUUCGCCGUCCCAGGAGCUUUCACUCCCAGCUGCAGCGUCAGGCACCUCCCAGGCUACAUCGAGAAUCUAUCAGCCAUCAAGGCCAAGGGCGUCGAUGUCGUGGCUGUGAUUGCGUACAACGAUGCGUUUGUUAUGAGUGCGUGGAGCAAGGCGAACGGUAUCAAGAACGACGACAUCCUCUUCCUCAGCGACGCCGGCACCGCCUUCUCGAAGAAAUUAGGCGACUGGACUCUCGGUGAGCGCACGGCGAGAUAUGCGUUGGUGAUUGAUAAUGGGAAGAUUGUUUAUGCGGAGAAGGAACCUGGACGCGAGGUCACAGUUAGCAGCGCGGAGGCUGUUUUGGCUAAGCUGUAGGGUGCCUCCGUCCAUUACAGGGAGUGAUAGGUGGGUGGGGAAAUUGCAGAUGAAAUCAAUGAAUGAUGUGCGACCAGCGAUGGUUUGCAAUAAAACGAAGAAACGAUGCUAGAGAGGAAUACGAAGAAGAUCUCUACUCGUUAAUUUUUGCUUCAUGUCACUCACGUUUUUGCCCUGUGGAAUUGUUUCAGGCAGGUUGCCUUCAUUGUUG